AUGGCUGCAGCCCCCGGCAAACAGCUCACUCCCGCUCAAAGCUCACCGUCCGGCUCGCAGGCGCCGUGGCUGUGUGAGACGCAGCUUCCGUUCGGCGAUGGUGCGUUCCAGCUGAUGAACGUAUUCAGCGCAGCCAUCGUCCUCGGGAACUACUUGCUCCACAGCGAGAUAUUCCUUCUUACGGCUGGCGUCAUGGACCACUGGUGCAGAAGGCCGGAUUCCUUCGCGAACCUCAGCGUCGACGAGUGGAAGCAGUUGGCCAUACCAGUGGACAAGAACGGCGAGUACAGCCACUGCACGAUUCGCGAGCCCCCAGACGGAGGUACAGAGGCGCGCGUCGUGCGCUGCACGUCGUGGGAGUACGACUACACCAAAUACGGGAACAACAUCGUCAGCGCCUGGAACUUGGUGUGCGACCGGCUCUGGCUCAUCGACUUUGCGAGGAUCGUGUACGCGGCUGCUAGCGUGAUCCCGUUAGCCGCAUCUGCUUCGUUCGCGGACAGCAUCGGCCGCCGGACGGCGCUCUUCAUCGUCAUUCCCGUGGUCCUCAUAUCGGCCGUUGCCAGUGCCAUGCCGAAUGACUUGCAGUUCUUCAUGAUCGUGCGCGCCGUCGUCUCCGCCUCGACAAGUGUUCUGGUGCCACCUGCGAUUACCUUGGUUACCGAUGCAUCGACGAUAGACAAAUUUCCGGCAUACGUUGUCGCGGUCUCGUUGCUCUCUUUUAUCCUCAUGCCUGUCACGGUGCUCGCGGCUCACCUCGCCAGGACAGGGUGGGUCGCCGUGCAGGUGAUACUCAUGAUUCCAACGUGUCUGCUCAUGCUGCUCUACUACACCGUCAUCGAAUCUCCCAUCUGGCUUCUGGCGACCGGCCAUGUGAAGGAAGCCGAGCGAGUCGCUUUGUGUGCAGCGAAGAUGAACAACGUCUCGGCCGAUGUUUGCCACGAGCUCAUGGCGCGUCAGAUAGCAGACCUCCGGGCUCGUGGUUGGCAAACAGCCGAAAGCAGCGGUCUGUGCAGCGGUCGACUUAGGACACGCACAGUAUUGAUGUGUUGCAUGUCGACGGCGCUAUGCUUUGGCUUCGACACGUUUGUCACGAAGGAUGGCAUUCCAACAGGAGACGUUGCGGCAAGCCUGAGCUUUGCCCUGUCAGCCGUUGCGUGUGUCGCCACCAUACCGUUUGUCAAGCAGUUCGGUUUAAGAAAUGCUGUUGUCGGCUCGGCGCUCGGCUUCGCUGUGACGUUAACCGCUCUCGCUGGUACGACGUACGGCGGAGGCGGGCAAACGCUGAACGAUUCUCUGGUGGUCCCAAUGAAGGCAGCCGGCAACGUGUGUUUCACAUUUUUCCUUGUUAUGGGUCUCAAAUCGCUCCCCGUUGUGUCCCGCUGCAGUGGAGCUGCCGCUAUGCUCGCGGCUUCCCGAUUCGGGGACACACUGGGCCAGUUGACUCCACGUUUAAUCAACGACCAGAGCAUUGCGAUGCGGCUGGCCAUUUCGGGCGCUUUGACGUCGCUCUUCGCAAUCGGCGCCGAACUUUUGCCCUGCGACUUCGAUUACUGGAUGCAGCAACACUUGUCACACCAAAGAUGCCCUCGCCACCCAUCGCCCGAAGGUACUAAGCGUGCCAUGCGUGACACGCUAGUGCCUCUGCCGAAGGAACCCGUCCAACACCGUCCAAUCACGACAAAGGACAGAGUGGCGUUAAGGCGUUCUACAACUCAAGCAACUGGCGAGCAAUGUGCCGUGUAA
This is a messenger RNA of Rhipicephalus sanguineus (brown dog tick), 1746 nucleotides long. RefSeq names its product solute carrier family 22 member 7. The transcript has a single exon. Gene Ontology annotation, biological process: transmembrane transport. Gene Ontology annotation, cellular component: membrane. The record is from RefSeq and is a predicted model, not a curated record. NCBI's taxonomy places the organism in Eukaryota, Metazoa, Arthropoda, Arachnida, Ixodida, Ixodidae. Bases 1 to 1746 code for a protein of 581 amino acids. Gene Ontology annotation, molecular function: transmembrane transporter activity.